CACGACGGCACAAGCGCACCACGAGAGGAGAGGAGCCAAAGCCAACGGGGGAUCGAAGAGAGUCGGCGAGGAGGAGGAGGAAGGGGCGUCGGCCAUGGGCGUGAGCCUGGCGCAGGCGGUGGCGGAGCUGGUGGGCAGGUGCGCGCGGCGGCUGUCGCGGGCGGCGCGGCGGCUGCACGUGCGCCGCCCGCCGGGCUCGUCCUUCCCGUCGCGCGCCGUCGUGCCGUUCCUCGGGGCGGCCGGGGGCAAGGCCAAGAGGGCGCUGUCGUGGCCGGCGACGCCGUCGUCGUCCAAGGGGAGGAGGAGGCCCGCGGCGGGGCCGGCGGAGGAGGAGUGGGGCAUGGAGGCGGACGACGGGGUGUGGAGGAAGGAGAUACUCAUGGGCGAGCGGUGCCAGCCGCUGGAGUUCUCCGGGGCCAUCUACUACGACGCCGAGGGCCGCCGGCUCGGGGCCCCGCCCACGCCGCGCACGCCCAUGCGGAGCCCGCUGCCGGCCUCCCUCAAGCUCGCCGCCAACGCCUGAUCGUCCCCUCCCACCCACGCCGGCCCGCCGUCAUCGCAGCAGCUCGCUCUGCAACUUAGCCAAGAUCCAUCCAUGCCUCUCUCUGCCUCACUACUGUGCUGUACAUGGUUCUAUUGCCGCUCUGUUUUUCCUUGGCUCAUCUCCUCUCGAGAAACCUCUGCUUUUGGCGUGCGUAGUGACUAGCUAGUGAGCACCGCGACACCGUGUAAAAGAAGUUUUAAUCAACAGUGUUGCAAAAUCUCAGUUGAAGUUGUAUUAAUGAGAUAUUACAUAAAGACCGUGCUAAAUCUCAAUAUAUAUUAUGUCAGUUGAUUGAGA
Messenger RNA from Aegilops tauschii subsp. strangulata, 841 nucleotides. RefSeq lists its product as uncharacterized. Lineage: Eukaryota; Viridiplantae; Streptophyta; Magnoliopsida; Poales; Poaceae. The record is from RefSeq and is a predicted model, not a curated record.